This is a messenger RNA of Cuscuta epithymum, 1467 nucleotides long. NCBI's taxonomy places the organism in Eukaryota, Viridiplantae, Streptophyta, Magnoliopsida, Solanales, Convolvulaceae. The record is from the annotation of a GenBank genome assembly.
CGGCAGGGGGCGACUUUGCAGAAGGAAAGCAGAUGCGCCACAAGUUUCCUCAGCGGCCAAAACCAUUGUUUCGGCAAAAUUGGGGAUAUAUUCCGUCAAUUGAUUUUGAACAACACUCUAGGGCAGCAAAUAAGGUUGGCCGGUAUGAUUCUGGUUGGCCUCUCUCAAAUGGGUUUGACAUACAGAUUGAAAGUAAAUCCUUUCAUUUUAAAAUUCUUGAUUCCAGCAUACAUGUUUCUGAAACCAAGCUUGGAAUAAGAUCUGCCGUAGAAUUAGAUUUGGUUAGGGCUUCUUGGUUGCAGCUUUCCAUUCCUAAGAUUUUUGGUGGAUCUUAUACUAGGAUUGAAUUGGAUAAAUCAUUUUGCAUUCUUUAUGAUGCCAAUAUUUUUGGGGGUUAUAUCCGUGUUAUUGAAAAGGGGUGUGAUUCUUUAUUUAUACCCGAAGGACGAAAUGGAUUUGGAAUUAAUUUAUUUCUAGCUGGGAUAACAAGAGCUAUAGUCAUGAUGAGAGACAUUGCUGCAAAGCAAUCAACAUGUGUGCUUGCUACAGGUGAGAUUUCUCCAGAUUUUGUGGGUGUAAAUAACUUAGAGUUGGAGUGUAUGCUUUUGGAUGGGGAUCAGCUUGACUCUACAGAGAAUGAGAUCUCCAUUUCGGGAGCUUUAUUUAAAGUUGAUAUAGAGGAUUUUGCCUAUUAUGACAACUCUUUACAGUUGAUUUCUGUCAAUGAGCCUGAACAGAUUCUUGAACCUGAUCCAUUUGCAAAUCUUAAGGAUUUCUUUCAGAUUACUCUGACAAAUGGGGUGGAAUCACUCUCUCAGUUUCUAACUAAUGAAUUUGAGAGACUUCUAAUCUCAAUAUUGGAUAGCCGAGAGAACUUGAUUUUGGGGUCCACUGAUGAAGGGAAAGCUACUGGAACAGAGGCUUAUCCGGAGAGAGUUGAUCAGAAUGAGUUUCGUGCUUCUGAGUUAGGUGGUGUGGGCAUUCAAUCAGAUUCUUUGGCUUGGGAUGGUUUUUAUGGUGAUUCAUGUGCUUCUUCGGGGGAUGAAUUUCUUGGUCAUGUAUCUGAAAAUGAGAAGAGGGUGCCUAUCUCAAAAGUGGGAGAUCUAUGGGACUUCGAUACUAAUCAAGAUAUUUGCUACAAAGCCUUACUCGUCACACGUGAAAACUGCUUGCCUACACAAAAUUUGAACACUCAAAAAAGAAUGUACCGGAAAAAGAAUCAGAGGUCGCACCUUAUGAGGACCAGAUCUCAAACACGAGCGGAGCUAUGAAAAUUAAUUUAAGGGCUUAGAGAUCUCUAGGGCGGGUUUUACUUGUGUUGAAUUGGGUUGGGUCUUUUCCUUUUUCUAUUUUGUUUAUUUGUUUUUGUUUACCUGUUCUUUUUUUUUUUUUUUCUUUUUUCAUUCUUUUCCCUUCACUCUUUGUACUUUGCUUUGCUUAUUAUUAAUAAAAUUUUCUUUCCAUUAA